Molecule: messenger RNA, 1746 nt
Organism: Aplosporella prunicola CBS 121167
Lineage: Eukaryota; Fungi; Ascomycota; Dothideomycetes; Botryosphaeriales; Aplosporellaceae
Exons: 6
Coding region: 1-1746 (581 amino acids)
Biological process (GO): carbohydrate transport; transmembrane transport
Cellular component (GO): membrane
Molecular function (GO): carbohydrate:proton symporter activity
Source: RefSeq, a predicted model, not a curated record
AUGUCGACCUCAGACUCCCAGACCGUGACGCCCACGGUCACGGAGGGCAACGAUGCCCCACCCACGCGUGGCCGGUUCGCCACCGUGCUCGCAGACCUCAAGAUGUACCGCCGCGCGUACCUCCUCACCGCCAUCGCGUCGUUUGGCGGCAUGAUUUUCGGAUGGGACACGGGUCUCAUUGGCGGCAUUCUGACCAUGGACGCGUUCCAACACUCGUUCAAUCUUAAAGAGGACAGUGACGAUUUUGCAAACCUGCAGGGGAAUAUCGUCAGUGUGCUGCAGGGAGGCUGCUUUUUCGGCGCCGCGGCAUCGUUUUGGAUGGCUGAUGUGCUAGGUCGCAAAUGGUCGCUCAUCGUUGCCGACUGCAUCUUCCUCAUCGGAUCUGCCAUCCAGACGGCUUGCGCAAUCAACACGACGAGUCUCGCACAGUUGUACGUAGGGCGCUUCAUUGGCGGCUUCGGCGUAGGUGCCAUCUCCGCCAUCGUGCCCACAUACAUCGGCGAGAACGCCAACAAGGAAAUCCGAGGCCGGUGUAUAGGCUGCAUGCAGCUCUUCAACAACACAGGCAUCAUGCUCAGCUACUUUGUCAACUACGGCAUGAACCUGCAGAUCUCGUCGCCGACAUCAGCAACCAAAUGGCGCGUGCCGUUUGCGCUGCAGAUGCUGCCCGGCGUGCUCUUGCUGGCGGGCAUGCUGUUCGAGAACGAGUCCCCCCGCUGGCUGGUCGAGAAGAACCGGCUGCAGGAAGCGCGGCGCGCGCUCUCCCACGUGCGGGCCAAGCCUGCUUCUGAUCCCGCCGUCAUGCUCGAGCUGGAUGAGAUAGUGGCGGACUUUGAGGGGCGCGAGAAGCUGUCGAUGUUCGCGCAGUUGAAGGCUUUGCUUGAGAACAAGAGCAUCUUCUACCGCGGGACGUUGGGGAUUGUGUUGUUUUUCCUGCAGCAGUGGUCAGGUACCAAUUCCAUCAACUACUAUUCGCCACAGAUCUUCAAGAGCAUCGGGCUCACGGGCACGGACUCGGGGCUGUUCGCGACAGGGAUCUACGGGGUAGUAAAGGUAGUGUUUACGGGGCUAUCGCUGAUGGUGGGCAUCGAGCAAGCGGGCAGAAAGUGGUCUCUCAUUGUCGGCGGGCUGGGCCAGGCCUUCGCCAUGUUCUACAUCGGCGCCAACCAGGCCGUCCAUCCCAUCGCGGACGGCGCGACGGGGAACAACCUCACGGGCAACAACGUCUUCGCCAUCGUGUGCGUGUACCUCUAUGUGAUAUUCUUCUCGUUCGGGUGGGGGCCGAUUCCGUAUAUUCUGUCGUCAGAGUGCUCGCCCAAUAUUGUGCGCUCCCUCACCAUGGCCCUCGCGCUGAUGACGCAAUGGCUGUUCAACUUCGUCAUCGCGAAGAUCACGCCCAUCAUGCUCGACAACAUCACGUACGGCACAUUCCUGCUCUUCGGCGCGUGCUGCCUGCUGAUGAUGGUGUACGCGGUUGUCGCCGUCCCCGAGACCAAGGGCGUGCCGCUCGAGCGCGUGCAUUUGCUGUUCGACGGGGGGGCGGGGACGGGUGGGCGGGCUAGUGGUAGGGGCAUUGUUGCUGGCGCGCUCUGGGACACCGUUCCUAGUCGGACAAGGGCGCGGAAGAUGAAGGCCAUGUGGGCGCAGGAGGGGGAGGGGACGGAAGGGAGUGCGGAUGUGAAGAGGGUUGAGACAGUGGAUGCGGAGGCGGAGGUCGGGGGGAAGAAGAACGCGGAUGUUUCGUAG